Molecule: messenger RNA, 720 nt
Organism: Suillus clintonianus
Lineage: Eukaryota; Fungi; Basidiomycota; Agaricomycetes; Boletales; Suillaceae
Exons: 4
Coding region: 1-720 (239 amino acids)
Source: RefSeq, a predicted model, not a curated record
AUGAAGGCCGUACGUACGCGUGAAGAAUCCCUUCAUGACCUUCAACGGCGCCGGUGGUGUACUGCAGCGUCCUUAGAGAGCAUCAAGAAAAAGCUCACCCGGAUGAAUCAUACUAAGGUGUUCGUGGACCAUUUCAUGCAAGGACAUGCGAGAUUUGGAUGCAAAAUUGCGCACGAACAAUCGACGAUCGCGGUUUUUAAACGUAAAUGCACAAAAAACUGGCUGACACUUAAGUUUAGAGGUCUUGCAGAGUACUGUGAAAAGGGCAUGGUAUGCUCUGUACGCCGUGCUAAUUAUGAAGAAAUGCUACGUUGGGUUCGAGCACUGCUCGUCAUCUCGAGACGGUCUUCCUCUUUACAAAAAACGGACGGGCUUCGUAAUCCCCUGGACUUCCCCGCUAUAGCGUCCCUACCUCAUUCACAUAUAAAUCUCCAUGAGGACUCCCGGCCCCCACCAGUACCGCCCACUACCCAAUCCUGGUGGCCCAUUCGGACAGGUCGGGCAUCACCGGCUAUUGUCGAGGUCCCUCCUGUUUGCUGGAUCUCACGCAUCCGUUUACAGCGGAAUGCUUCAGCCGAUGCUCCCGCCAAAGACAAUGAAUGGAUUCGUGACGAAGACUAUGUUUCUCCUCCAAAUCCCGAUUCACAACGACCACCCGCAGCAGGGCAGAUCAAUACUGGAGAGCACGGAAGCGGUCGGUUGUGUUUUUUUUUCUUUUAG